This is a messenger RNA of Fusarium keratoplasticum, 723 nucleotides long. RefSeq lists its product as uncharacterized. The transcript has 2 exons. The record is from RefSeq and is a predicted model, not a curated record. The coding region runs from base 1 to 723 and encodes 240 amino acids. NCBI's taxonomy places the organism in Eukaryota, Fungi, Ascomycota, Sordariomycetes, Hypocreales, Nectriaceae.
AUGCCACGAAAGAACCGAACCCCCGAAUCCCUCGCUCUCAACCGCGAGAACCAGCGUCGUUCCCGUGCGCGACAGCGUGAACUCCUCGACGACCUACAGCGUCGGGUUCGCGAGUACGAGACCCGCGAUGGACAGGCUACUCUCGAGAUGCAGCGCGUAGCGAGGGCCGUCGCUGGUGAGAACGCCGCGUUGAGGAGUCUGCUCGCUUCGAAAGGGGUUGCUGCGGAUGAGGUUGAGGCCUAUCUCGAAGCUGUGAGGGCGGGAGUGUCGUCUGGCGCAUCUAUGGCGUGUACCCCUGCGUCGAAUUCACCUUGUGCUGCGUCACCGGUGAAAAUUGCCCCAAGGCCAGUAGCUUGCUCACAGCCCAGCGGAUGUGGUUCAAACGGCGCCAUUCCUGACCGUGCUCCAUGUUCUUCUCAAAGACAGCUCAAGGCACGCUCUUCCGCAACACCUACGCCAGCAGCACCAUCUCCACAACCCUGCAAACAAGAGACAGACGCACCCACGCUCAGCUGUUGCUCCCAACCACAGCCCGAAUCUCAGGAGACUUCAAAACCAAAGCCGGUGGACAAGAUCCACUGCAUGGAGGCUGCCACCAUUCUGGCUCAGAUUCGAGGAAAUUCCGAUAUCUCUCAGGCACGAGCUGCUCUCGGCUGUUCCAACAACGAUAAUUGCUUGGUCCGGAACACAGAUCUUCUAGACCUCAUGGAUGAGAUGACUUGA